Molecule: messenger RNA, 631 nt
Organism: Meloidogyne enterolobii
Lineage: Eukaryota; Metazoa; Nematoda; Chromadorea; Rhabditida; Meloidogynidae
Source: the annotation of a GenBank genome assembly
AAUGACAGUUUAUCAUCUAUUAAUUAUUAAUCGUGCUGGUUCAUUAAUUUAUGAUUGGGAAAAUCGCCGUUCUGUCGAUCCACAAAUAGCUCCUUUAAGUGCUAAUGAGAAGAUUAUUUUGGCCAGUAUUUUUCAUUCACUCUAUACAAUAGCUUCUCAAUUAAGUCCUGUGGCCAAGAGUAGUGGAGUUGAAGUUUUGGAAACAAGUCAAUUUAGAUUACAAUGUUUUCAAUCAUUUACUGGCAUUAAAUUUGUUGUUAUUUCUGCCUAUACAAAUACACAAAAUGUUGAAUCUUUAUUGAGGAAAAUUUAUGAACUUUACGCGGAUUAUGCAUUAAAAAAUCCUUUCUAUUCAAUUGACAUGCCAAUUAGAGCUGAAAAAUUCGAUGCUUCAAUGAAAAUUGUGAUUGAGAGAAUUUGGUUUGUGUCUUCAAUGUAUUUGAAGUAUUAUUUGGACGCACAAGGAAAUCGAGUUUAUACACUUAAGAAGCAAGAUCCAGUUAACGGUAACAACACAUUUUCUGCUCAUCCAGCUCGCUUUUCACCUGAAGACAAAUUCUCAAAGUAUCGCUUGAUAAUUAAGAAGCGCUUUGGAUUGUUGCCAACGCAGACAGAAACGCCCAACUAUUGA